AUGGGUGAUGUAUUUAUAAAUCUAUCACAUCUUAUAUUAUCAAAUAUUGUUAAUUUCAUUCAAAGUAAUGAUGAAAGAAUCAUAUUUACUUUGAUAUGUAGGAGAUUUUACUAUAAUAGAGAUAGAUAUCUUUGUUUUAAUCAGAAUAGUGAAAAGUGUUUUAAUCAAAGUGUAUUUCAUAAAAUUCGAGAAACUUACAAUCUUACUUCAUUUAAAGAUCAAAUAAAUAGAUUAGUGAAUACUGAGUUUAUAUUUAUGAAAGAUGAUCAUCAUUCAAAACUAGAUAAAAUCGAAAUUCAAAGUGAAAAGAAAACAAUUACUAUUCAAAUGAGAAAUCGAGCACUUUAUCUGCCAAAGUUAUUUAGAGAUAGACUUGAACGUUCAAAUGUUGAUACUCUAUAUAUCUGUUGUUCAUUUGAUAUAGGAUUCGAACAGUUUCCAAGAAAUAUCAAAUCAAUAACACUAUAUUCGCAUGGUUGUUCUAACGAUCUCAAAUGGCUACCAGAAUCACUGGAAAAGCUGAAAUUCAAGCGACUUCAGAAUAUUAGUUCACCAAUGACAUCGACAAUCCGAUACCUUGAUUUCGGUAGUUUUGAUUCUAAUAAGAUUGCAAUCAAUAUGUUACCUCCACAGCUUGAAGUACUGAUCUGUGGAAGGUCCACUUUGAUUUUUGAUACUGUAGUGGUUGAUAAUGAACAACAUCAGCAACAACAACAUCAACUUCCAACUAGUCUAAAAAGAUUGGAUAUCAGCUGCCUGUAUGUCAAUCUACUAAGAAAUCUACCGGCUCUAAAGGAGUUGACACUUAGAUUUGAAGGUCACCAGUUUAAACAAGUUGAUAUUCCAUCGACUGUCACCUCGCUAAAACUUAUAGAUAUCGGUAGUCAACAACUACAACCUAAAGCUCUAACAACACUACCGGAAAUACGUCACUUAGAAUUUGUACACGGCGAAUUUCAAUCAACAAAUGACAACGUUCUCAAGGGAAUUGGUUCCGAAAUCGCUGAAACAUCUGGAAAUAAUCAAAUUUUUCAGAGACCAGUUGUAGUAGAAUCACUUCCCGACGAUCUUGAAUCACUUGUACUCAAUGGAUCCGGAGCAAAUUUUACAAUGAAGGGAUGUAUCUAUCCAUCAUCAUUAAGAUCGAUCAAUGUAAACAAAUCUUUUUUUACUAUAAAUCCUAUCGAAACGAUUCCAAUAACGAUCGUGACCGUCAUCAUAGAAGGAUUGUUGUAUCACAGUCAUUCUAAACUUCAAAGGUUAGAUAACACUCAUUUCUUGCUGUUCGAUGUCAAUUAUAAAAUAGUAGAAGGUAUCAUACCUAUUUCGAAAAUCAAUCAAUUGAUUAAAUCAUUUGAAAUAAAAUAUUAUAAUUAA
This is a messenger RNA of Heterostelium album PN500, 1377 nucleotides long. RefSeq lists its product as uncharacterized. NCBI's taxonomy places the organism in Eukaryota, Evosea, Eumycetozoa, Acytosteliales, Acytosteliaceae. The coding region runs from base 1 to 1377 and encodes 458 amino acids. The record is from RefSeq and is a predicted model, not a curated record. The transcript is spliced from 3 exons.